AUGUUGUCCAAGCUCGCUCUAGCAUCUACCCUGAUCCCUGCUGCUCUUGCCUGUCUGGGUUAUGAAGGGGGUGUUCCGACACCUACCGCCUCAUACUCCAACAGUGCCCCGAUCGAGAUCGCUGCAGGCCAGACCUUUGAUGCCGGCUGGGCCCGGUACGACCGCGGAUCUGGCGCUUGCACCGAUGGCGAGGGCGGUAACGACGAUGCCGUCUUCAUCCUCCGGUCUGGCGCUACCCUGAAGAACGUCAUCAUCGGAAAGAAUCAGAAGGAGGGUGUCCACUGUGAGGGUCCCUGCACCCUGGAGUUCGUCUGGUUCGAGGACGUCUGUGAGGACGCUAUCACUGUCCGAGGUGACUCGGCGGGAGACCAUACAUGGAUCAUCGGUGGUGGCGCAUAUCACGCGUCCGAUAAGAUAGUGCAGCACAACGGGUGCGGAACAGUCAACAGGGAUGCCGCACUUACUGACCAUUAUCUUAAGAUCAUCAACUUCUACGCCGAGGACUACGGCAAGGUCUACCGCUCCUGCGGUAACUGCAGCUCCCAGUGCAAGCGCAACGUCUACAUUGAGGGCGUGACCGCGUACGACGGCGGCGAUAUCUGCGGCAUCAACUCGAACUAUGGCGAUACCUGUACUCUGAACAACGUCUGCACUGACGCCGACCACCCCUGUGUGCUCUACGAGGGAUGCGCCGGCGGUUGCGAGCCCGAGAAGGUCGGCUACUGCUCCGGUUAA
Aspergillus nidulans FGSC A4 is the source of this 735-nucleotide messenger RNA. Its product is annotated as protein plyF. The record is from RefSeq and is a predicted model, not a curated record. The transcript has 4 exons. The coding region runs from base 1 to 735 and encodes 244 amino acids. Gene Ontology annotation, molecular function: pectate lyase activity. Lineage: Eukaryota; Fungi; Ascomycota; Eurotiomycetes; Eurotiales; Aspergillaceae. Gene Ontology annotation, cellular component: extracellular region.